Molecule: messenger RNA, 1065 nt
Organism: Phlebotomus papatasi
Lineage: Eukaryota; Metazoa; Arthropoda; Insecta; Diptera; Psychodidae
Product: glandular kallikrein-3, submandibular-like
Exons: 4
Coding region: 80-961 (293 amino acids)
Biological process (GO): proteolysis
Molecular function (GO): serine-type endopeptidase activity
Source: RefSeq, a predicted model, not a curated record
GAUAUGAAGCAUUUCAACGAAGAGGAAUGUAGUUCAUGGGAAGGUUGUGAAGAAGAAAGAGUUCCAUUCUGUCCAAAUCAUGAAGAUCAUUUUCGCAAUAUUGCUAGUCUUUGGAUUAGCGAUUGGUCCUGCUGUAUCACAGAACGCCGUUCUAGGCCAAUUUCCCAGUCAUGCAGGCUUGGUGUUCCUUGGAAGAUUCUGUGAUGCAACAGUUUUGAACAAUAGGCAUGUCCUAACAGCUGCUACUUGUGGCCUAUCAGAAACCAAUGAGCGCUUAGCUGUUGGAGUGUAUUCACUCUUUGUCGGAGUCAUUAAUAUCCCUGCAGGAACUGCAGGAUCUAUUGGAAUUAGUCAGUUUUAUAUACAUGAAGAGUACAAUCCUUUCUACGAGCAUUGGAACAACAUUGCAGUAUUUAGAACAGCUGCAGAUAUACCAAUUAAUUCAGUUCCUCCAGCAGCAAUUAUUGAACCAGUGGAAAUUUACGACAGAAUAGUUUACGAUGGGUUAAAUUGUGUUCUUGUGGGAUGGAAUUCUGCUCCAUUACACCAGACAACACCACUUCAGCAUCAAGUUCAACCUAUUUUCAGCCGAAGUCAAUGCAAUGCACUGGCAGCAGUUUCGGGAAGUUUAUUGGAUUCUAUGGUGUGUGCUGGAACAUUAACAACCAAUCCUAUGCAAUGUCCGAACAACCCCGGAGGAGCUCUUUAUUGCCGUGGUGCCCUGUUUGCCAUUAUGUCCCACAAUCGCAUUUGUGGUCAACCUAAUGCUCCUGGCGUCUACACACAACUGAGAUUCUUUGAGGAUUGGAUUGCCCGGCAGUUGAACCGAACAGAUACUCCUCCAGCUGGUCCAACUCAUGCACCAGGUCAUCCUGCUCCACCAGUAGGUGAUACUGGUAGUGCCCUAAUGUCGUCUCUUUUCAUUCUGGUUUCGCUUCUGGCACUGAGGUUCCUUGUUUAGGAAGGAAACGAAACUUAAAAAAAAAACACCAAAAUGUCUUUAAUAAUUUAUUAUGAUAAAGUUUCAAUAAAUCUUUCAUACAAGGUCUAUUUCAGAUGGAUAAA